Messenger RNA from Durusdinium trenchii, 3960 nucleotides. NCBI's taxonomy places the organism in Eukaryota, Dinophyceae, Suessiales, Symbiodiniaceae. The record is from the annotation of a GenBank genome assembly.
AUGGAGAUUGGCCAGUCUGCCUGUUCCAUCCGCCGACCUCAAGAUUGCCCGGUGCGCGCCGUGCUGGACGGCGCAGCUUCAGCAGCCUUGCGCUUCGAUGGCCUUGGCGCUGUUUCCGCCGGAGGAACCUCCAGAUAUCUCUACGACUAUGCGGAGCCCAUCCGCUCGGAAAUUCUGGAUUUGCUGUUCCUGCCGGGCUAUGCCGCCUCGAUCCAGGUGCUGAAGGUGGAGAUCGGCGGGGAUGCGCAAUCCGGGUUCGGCGUGCAGCCGAGCCACCGCCGCGAGGCCAACGAGACCCGCUGUGAGCGCGGCGACACCUUCUGGCUGAUCCGCGAGGCGCGCAGGCGGAAUCCUCAGCUGGUGCUGGUGGCCUCACCAUGGACCUUCCCUCCAUGGGUCGGGGUCGAGAACGCGACCCAGACCAGCUUCUACAACAGCGAUGCGAUUGAUUAUAUUCUGAGUUGGAUCGCUUGCGCCAACGCCACGGAUGCCGGCCGCGUGGACUUCCUGGGCGGCCGCCCGCGACGGAGCUUGCGGGAUCUGCUGGGGCGCCGCCAGGGCCAUGUGGCACCACCAGUGGCCUGGGUUUGGGAGCUUCGAACCGCCCUGGCCUCAGCGGAGGUGCCGACGCAGCUAGUCCUUCCUGAUGCUGAACCUGACCCCUUGGAUCCUCUGAUGGAUGCCAACGAGCUUUUGGGUGCCUACGGCCUACACUAUCCUUGCUUUUUGCCAAUGCCUUCACUACAAGAGAAGGGGUUGCCAUUCUGGAGCACUGAAGAUGGAGGGAUGCUCGCCGACUGGGCCGGCGCAGCCUGUGCGGGGCGCAGCAUCAAUACGAAUCUGGUGAGGAUGAACGCAACAAGCACCUUGCUGCGUUCUCUUGUGUGGGCGGUCCACCCUGCCUUGCCGGGACCUUGCGAUGGCUUGCUGGACGCUCGUGAGCCCUGGUCUGGCAGGUAUGCCAUCCAGGAUCCUUUGUGGAUUCUGGCGCACACCACGCGCUUCACCCAGGUUGGCUGGCACGUUCUACCACUGCAGUCGGGCGCCAGUGGGCACUUGAAGAAAGGCGGCACCUUCGUGUGCUAUUUGUCGCCGGAUCGCGGCGCCUUCACGCUCGUGGUGGAGAAGCUGCAGGCACCUUGCCAAAGCUGCCCUGGAGCCACCACGGGCGCUGAGGAGGUGGUUUGGGAGCUUAGGACCUGGCUGGACAAAUGGCCUUCUGCCCAGCAGUGCGGGACCAGCUCUCCAGACCUUUGUUCCCACCCUGCAGCCCGACUUGGUUCGGACGCCGAGCGAGCAGGCGACAUGAUCCGCUCCGAGUCGGCCAGCACCUCCGCGAGCACCGGCUCCAGCGAGUUUCAAGGCUUCAAGGUGGACAAGGCCGGCCCCAUGAGGCGCAUAGAUCCCAGGAGCGACCAGGUCACUCCGCUGCCGCAGAAGGACGUCAAGGUCUUGAACAUGCGCGGGGCAAAGGACCAUGAGCCAGCGAGUACCGCCUCGAACGCCCGGAACGCGCGCCGCGCGCGCCGCCGCGCCGAGAAGCGUGCACAGGACCACCCUGACGAGCCGAUCUUUAUUGAGGCCGUGCUUCCAGACGAAGUCCAUGAAGUGACCUGCAUCCGAGAGGAAUAUUAUCCAGUGAUGGGUGAGGAGCUCGGGGAGCUUCAGCCUCAGGUGCUGCGACCAGAUGUGGUGCUGGACAACCCCUUCGCCGUCCCUGAAAGCUGGGAAGACUCCAUAGAUGUGGAGCCCACAGUGACCGCCACCAUGGCGAUGUGCAUUGAGUGCUGCGACCACUUCGAUGUCGCUUUGGGCGCCUUUGUGAUUUUGACCGGGCGCCAAGAGAAUGGUUGGCUUGAGGUGAAAAGACGCGAAGACGGAGAAGAUGGCUGGCUCCCCGUGGAGUGCGUCGAGUGCCCGCAGCCGGGACAGGUGUGGGCACAGGUCCGACAGAGCCCGGCCUUCAUUCAGCUACCAGACCAGCUUGAAGUGAAGCCCGGACAACAUUUGCUGGUCAAUCCCAAGUCGGAGAAGAAUGGCUGGGUCCAGGCGGACGAGCCUUUGGAGAGCCUCAGCGGCCGUGUGAAAUCAGAGCUCAGCCGACGGGCCGUGAACCAGCGGAAAGAUGCUGGGACCACGGGGCCGUCCGGCCAUCGGUUUGUUUUGCCUGCAGUGCGUUUGAGUCAUGCGCUGCGAGCUGGAGGCGAACGCUACCGAGAUGGAGGCGUGGUGAUUCGACGGGUUUGUGCGUUGGGCGUGGUGACCCUCUCAGACCCCAGAGAUCGCCAGCACCGGCGGCCCAGGACUCGGCCCAUAUGGCCCGUUGGUGAAGAAGCGGUAGAUGGCUAUGGUGAGGAGUUUGCGCAAGCAGAUGGUACGUUAGGGGGUGAAGACAUGUUGGUCCCCAUGAAAAGAUUGGCGUUGGAAAUCGCAGAUGUAGCUGUGAGCCAACAGGCAGAAAAAGAGCUAAAAGAGCUGGCAGUGACAAGUGACGACGACGACGUCAGUGACGCUGAGAACGCGAGUGACGACUCUGAGAACGAGAGCGACGCUGAGAACGAGAGUGUCUCUGAGAACGAGAGCAACGAGAGCAACGAGAGCAACGGCAACCGAUCGAACGGAACGUCGAGAGAGGAGGCCUUGAUCUUGCCCACAAGUGGCCUGGGCUUCUUCCUCACCAACAAGACGCACAAGUUCUUCAGGCUGCCAGACCUUCCAGUGGAUCGGCGCGAUGGGAGCUUCUCCUUCGUGGUUCAACCAGACACCAUCUACACCAUCACCUCCCUGAACAUCUCCGAGGACUUCCCCAACAGCACGGGACAUCCGAACGAGGCACCACCUGUGUCAUUCCCAGUGCCUUUCAAUGAAGACUUCGACCAGUACGUCUCAGAUGAGACUCCCGGCUAUUUUGCCGACUACGGGGGAUCUUUUCAGGUAUCAGAGGAUCCAGCCUAUCCACCCAACCUGGUGCUGAAGCAAGGCAUUGCCCAGAAGGCAGGGACCAAUGCUUGGGUGUCGGCCGCGGAGCCCAUGACCUUGAUUGGACACAGGUUAGAUGACAUCGUCAUGAGCGUGGACGUGUUUUUGCCCGAUUUCACUCAGCUUCCUGAAAUGCCUGAGAGGCCUGGGAUUCAGGCCGCUUGGGACGGGCAAUGCCUCUCGACCGGUGGCGCUGCCUUUGGCACUUCUCCACCGCUCCUGCAAGAGUCCUGCGAGGUCAAGCUCCAGCAGAGCUUUAUCUUGGAAACCUCCAGUGGACGUCUACUGGCCGUGGAAACCUCAUCACCCCAGCAGUCAUGCCUCACAGCGCAUCGCUGCGACCUCUCGAGCCCCUAUGCAGACCCUGGUGUGUGCAUGCGGCCGUGCUCCCAUGACCAGCUGGAGAUGUCGAAUCAGACCUGGGAAUGGCAUCCCGAUGGCAGCCUCCGCUUGCAGAUGCACCCAAACCUUUGCUUGACCCAAGGUCGAGAUCGCCAAGACCGCGCGCAUACCGCCUUUGUGCUGGCCGACUGCGGCGAGCCACAUGCCCUUCCAACUCAGCGAUUCCUAGCCACCGGGCCCAUGCCCAUCUACACAGGCCUGUGUGUGCGUCUCCAACCCCGUGCACGGCAUGAAGAUCCAGGAGAUCUGCUCAAUGGCUUGCCGGGUCGCAAUGGCUACUGCUUGAGGCUGGGCGUUGAUGCCAUGAAACAUGGCACUUGGCGCUUGGAGUCAGGUGGUGUCCGAGCGAAGUUGUUGGCCCAAGGGCCAUUGGUCUCACCCUUUAAGACCUGGCAUCGCCUGAGACUGGCGGCGAAUGGCACCGUCCUCCGAGUGAAAAUCGACGAUCAGGAUGAGGUCGUGGCGAUCCAUGAGGAGCACACCAUCAGUGCCACGGCGCUGAUCUCAGGUUGGCACGAGGCCUUCUACGAUAACGUGGCCAUGGAGCCGCCCUCGUCCUUGGAGCCAGUGUACUACUAA